ACUCAGCAGGUGAACUGGCUGGCACAACUUCGGGGGUUCAUGUUGCCCCUUUGUGGGGCUCUUGGGAAAGCAGCAACAUGGCCAAUGUUACGCCAGUUCAGCUGGAUAACCUGGAGGCCCAGCAACAACUCAGCAGUACCCAGUGGGAGAGCACAGAGCACCCCCAUCCCCGGCCUCGGGAGGAGGCCACAGCCACUGUCAAGCUCUUUGAAUGCUCACGGAUCAAGGCACUCGCUGAUGAGCGAGAUGCAGUGCAGAAGAAGACUUUCACCAAGUGGAUCAACUCCCACCUGGGCCAGGUCUCCUGCCGAAUUGGUGACCUCUAUAUGGACCUGAGGGAUGGAUACCUCCUGACCAAGCUGCUGGAAGUUCUGUCUGGAGAGCAACUGCCCAAACCCACCCGGGGGAGGAUGCGGAUCCACUCCCUGGAAAACGUGGACAAAGCCCUGCAAUUCCUGAAGGAGCAGCGCGUCCACCUGGAGAACGUGGGUUCUCAUGACAUUGUGGAUGGCAACCACCGCCUGAUCCUGGGCCUCAUCUGGACCAUCAUCCUGAGAUUCCAGAUCCAGGUGAUUAAAAUUGAAACGGAAGACAGCCGAGAGACCCGCUCAGCCAAGGAUGCUCUGUUGCUCUGGUGCCAGAUGAAGACAGCCGGGUACCCUGAGGUUAACAUCCAGAACUUCACUACCAGCUGGCGGGAUGGACUGGCCUUCAGCGCUCUCAUUCACAAGCACAGGCCAGAUAUCAUUGAUUUCAAGAAGUUGACCAAAUCCAACGCUGUCUACAAUCUCCAGCAGGCCUUCAAUACAGCAGAGCAGCAGCUGGGCCUGGCGAAAUUGCUGGACCCGGAGGAUGUCAACGUGGAGCAUCCCGACGAGAAGUCUGUUCUGACCUACGUGGUUUCUUUCUACCACUACUUCUCCAAGAUGAAGGCGCUGGCAGUGGAGGGGAAACGGAUAGGAAAGGUGCUGGACCAAGUGCUGGAGAUUGAGAAGAUCAUAGUGCGCUAUGAGUCUCUCGCCAGUGAGUUAUUGGAGUGGAUCGAGAUAACCAUCCCCAUCAUCACCAACCAGAAGUUUGCCAACUCCCUGGCUGGGGUCCAGCAGCAGUUGCAAGCCUUCACUGCCUUCUGCACCCUGGAGAAGCCCAUCAAGUUUCAGGAGAAGGGGAACCUGGAGGUCUUGCUUUUUUCUAUCCAGAGCAAACUCCGUGCCAACAAUCGCAAACUCUAUAUCCCCAAGGAGGGAAAGAGCAUCUCGGACAUCAACAAGGCCUGGACGCGGCUGGAGAAGGCAGAGCACGAACGGGAAGUGGCCCUCCGUGCCGAGCUCAUCCGUCAGGAGAAGCUGGAGCUGCUGGCCCAGCGCUUCGACCACAAGGCGGUCAUGCGGGAAACUUGGCUGAACGAGAACCAGCGACUGGUCUCUCAGGACAACUUUGGCUGUGACCUCCCAGCCGUGGAGGCAGCCAUGAAGAAGCACGAGGCUAUUGAGGCAGACAUCUCCUCCUACCAGGAGCGCAUCCAGGUGGUGCUGGAGCUGGCCCGGGAAGUGGAGUCAGAGGGCUACUAUGACAGCAGGCGCAUCAUUGCCCAGAAGGACAACAUCCUGCGGCAGUGGGGACUCCUGACAGAGUUGGUCCGUGCUCGCCGUGUCCGGCUGGAACAGAACAUUGCCUUGCAGAAGAUCUUCCAGGAGAUGGUGUACAUGAUUGACUGGAUGGAGGAAAUGCAGGCCCAGCUGGCCUCGAAGGAGUUCGGGAAGCACCUUCUGGAAGUGGAGGACUUGCUGCAGAAGCAUGGCUUGCUGGAGGCUGACCUCUCUGCGCAGCGGGACCGGGUCCAGGCCCUCAACACAGCAGCCCUCAAGUUCUCAGAGCUGCAAGGCUACCAGCCCUGCGACCCUCAGAUCAUCUGCAACCGGGUCAGCCACGUCCAAGGCUGCCAGGAGCUGCUGCAGCGGCUGGCUUCUGAGCGGCGGAAGGAGCUGGAGGCUUCCUGCCAGCUGUGGUCCUUCUUCCAAGAGAUGGAAGAGGCGGAGGCCUGGGUGCGGGAAAAAGAGCGCAUCCUGUCGUCCUCCCAGAGCUAUGGCAAGGACCUGGACAGCGUGGCCAAGCUGCUGAGCAAGCACAGCCUUUUCCUGGGUGAGCUGAGUGGCCGCCGCUCCUUGCUGCAGACCGCCAUGCGGCAGGGCGAGCAGAUCCUGCUGCGGAAGCGCUUUGGCCCGGUCAACGUGCAGGAGAAGAUCCGGGACGUGCGCUUGCGCUGGAAGAAGCUGGAGGGACUGGCAGCUUGCCACCUGCAUAAGUUGCAGGGGGCCCUGAGCUUCCACCAGUUUGGCGCCGACACCGACGACCUGGUGGCCUGGCUGCAGGACGCCUAUCGCCUGGUCUCCAGUGACGACUUUGGGCAUGACGAGCACUCCACCCAGUCACUGGUCAGAAAGCACAAGGGGGUGGUGCAGGAGAUCGACAAGCACCGGGUGGCUGUCCUGGCCCUGCGGAAGCAGCUGGCCGCCCUGGCCCCUGAGCACCACGAGACGAUGGAGGUGCAGAUCCGCAUUGUGGAAGUGGAGCAGCUGUACGAGGAGGUGGCUGAAGUGGCUGUGCUGCGGUGCCAGUGGUUGCAAGACGCCCUGGCUGUGUACCGCCUGUUCAGCGAGGUCAAUGCCUGCGAGAUCUGGAUCGACGAGAAGGAGCAGUGGCUCAGCCGGAUGGAGGCGCCUGAGAAGCUGGAGGACGUGGAGGCGGUCCAGCACCGGUUUGAAAGCCUCGACCAAGAGAUGAACAGCCUGAUGGGUCGCAUUCUGGAUGUUAACCAAAUUGUGCAGCAGCUGGUUGAUGGGGGCCACCCGAGCUCCUCUGAAGUCCGAUCCUGCCAGGACCAUCUCAACAGUAGGUGGAACCGGGUGGUGGAGCUGGUGGAGGAGAAGAAGGACCACCUCAGUUCCAUCCUGAAGAUCCAGAACUACCUGCUGGAGUGCAGUGAAAUCAGGUCUCAGAUCCGGGAGAAGCGCCAGGCCAUCGAGUCCACCCAGUACAGCAGUGGCGACCUGGGCAGUGUCCUCUCCCUCCAGCGCUGCCUCUCUACAAUAGAGGCUGCCCUGGUGCUCCUGGAGCCCUGGCUGAUUGAGCUGCAGCAGGAGGGGGAGUCGCUGGCCAACACCCACCCGGCCCAGGCCAUGGAGAUCCUGAUGCAGUUUGAGGAGAUCAGCGAGGAGUGGGAGGCCUUGAAGAAGACGCUGCAGGGCUGCGAGGACUCGCUUACAGUGGCCAGCAGGUUGCAGCAGUUCAUCCAGGACUUGGACAGCUUCCUGACCUGGCUGGUGAAGAUGCAGGCAGCCGUGGCCUCACCGUUGGAGGAGCUGCCAGGCAGCCUCUCAGAGGCCGAGCGGCUGCUGCACCAGCACACUCUGCUCAAGGAGGAGAUCAGCCGCUACGAGGAGGAUUAUGCCAAGAUCCAGGCCGUCAAUGAUGUGCUGGCCCUGGAGGAGGCGGACCUGCCCUACCUCUCUCUCCAGCAGUGGCUGCAGAAGCUGGACGUGGGCUGGAACAAACUGCUGGAGAUGUGGGAGCACCGCCGGGAGGUGUUGGUGCAGGCACAUGUCUUCUUCCUUUUCCUGCGUGAUGCCAAGCAGGCUGAAGUUUGUCUGUACAACCAGGAAGCGACGCUAGCCCCUGCAGAGCUGCCCGCAACAGUGGAAGGGGCAGAGAAGGCCAUCAAGGAGCAGAAGGCAUUCAUGACCACCAUGGAGCUCCAGAUGCAGAAGACCACCAUAGCUCUCAAGGCUGGCGAGAGCCUGAUUCGGCAGGGCAACCUCUAUGCCAAGCGGGUGAAGGAUGAAAUGGAGAUCCUCCAGGCAAAGAGUGGACAGAAUGUCCAGCUGGCCAAUGCCUGGAUGCAGCGCCUCAGUGACCACCUGGAGCUGCAGCACUUCCUGCAAAGCUGCCAUGAGCUGGAUGGCUGGGUGGCGGAGAAAGAGGCGCUGAUGGCCGGCGAGGCGCCUCGUGACCAGGACGCGCCGUCCUGGAAGCCGCCGCCGCCGCAGCGGCCACCCAAGCGAUGGCUUCGGCACCGCGCGUUCAUGGCCGAGCUGGCCCAGAAUAAGGAGUGGCUGCACAAGAUCGAGAAGGAAGGGCAGCAGCUGAUGCGAGAGAAGCCCGAGCUGGCGGAAACCGUGAGGGAGAAGCUGGAGGAGAUCCGGCAGUGCUGGGCAGAGCUGGAGUCUGCCACCCAGGCCAAGGCGCAGCAUCUGCUGGAAGCCACCCGGGCUGACCGCUUAGUGCAGAGCUACGCAGAGCUGGACAAGAAGCUUCUCCACAUGGAGAGCCGACUGCAAGCUGUGGAUGCUGGGCCGGACCUCGCCAGGGUCAACAGCAGCCUCAGGAAGCUGCAGACCAUGGAGACGCAGGUAGAGGAGUGGUCCAAGGAGAUGGGGGAGCUGCAGGUCCAGGUUGCUGCUCUGCCCCCAGAGACCACCAGCAGGGAGAUGGUGGACGAGAGGCAGAGCGUGGUGGGGGCGCGGAUUGUGCGCCUCCUGGAGCCCCUCAGGGAGCGCCGGAGGAUCCUGCUGGCCUCAAAGGAGCUGCACCAAAUCAGCCAUGAUCUGGAGGACGAGCUGAUCUGGGUCCAGGACCGCCUGCCACUGGCCAUGCUGAAAGACCUUGGGAGCGACCUGCAGACAGUUCAGCAGCUGAUCAAGAAGAACCAGGCCCUGCGCCGGGAGAUCCAGGUGCACAGGCCCCGGACGGAGGAGGUGCUGGAGCAUGCUGGCAGCGUUGCAUUCCUCAGGAGCCCUGAGGUGGACUCCGUGCGGCUGCUGUUGGAGCAGCUCUCCGGACUGUGGGGGGUCCUCCAGGAGGAGACGGAGCAGCGGCAGCAGCUGCUGGACACCACCUACCAAGUGGAGCAGUACUACUUUGAUGUGGGGGAGGUUGAGGCCUGGCUGAGCGAGCAGGAGCUCUUCAUGAUGAACGAGGAGAAGGGCAAGGAUGAGCAGAGCACGCUGCAGCUGCUGAAGAAGCACCUGAUGACCGAGCAGACGGUUGAGAACUACGCGGAGACCAUCGCCCAGCUGUCGCGGCAGUGCCGGUCACUGCUGGAGCUGGGCCACGCAGACAGCGAGCAGGUCAGCAGGAGGCAGUCCCGGGUGGACCGGCUCUACGUGUCCCUGAAGGACCUGGUGGAGGAGCGCAAGGCCAGGCUGGAGCAGCAGUACUGGCUCUACCAGCUCCACCGUGAGGUGGAUGAGCUGGAACACUGGAUUGCUGAAAAGGAGGUGGUGGCCAGCUCACCCGAGCUGGGGCAGGACUACGAGCACGUGACGCUGCUGCAAGAGAAGUUCACGGAGUUUGCCAGUGAGACAGGCAGUAUUGGCAACGAACGAAUCUCGGCCAUCAACCAGAUGGUGGAUGAGCUGAUUGAGUAUGGGCACGCAGAUGCUGCCACCAUCGCUGAGUGGAAGGAUGGGGUGAAUGAGGCCUGGGCGGACUUGCUGGAGCUGAUCGAGACGAGGGCACAGAUGCUGGCUGCCUCCCACGAGCUGCACAAGUUCUUCAGCGACUGCAGGGAUGUCCUCUCCCAAAUUGAGGAGAAGAAGCAACGCCUGCCGGAGGUUGCAGUCCGUGAGUGCAAGACCUCGGCUGGUACUCUGCAAAGGAUGCUCAACUCCUUUGAGCACGACAUCCAGGUCCUGGUGGCACAGGUUCGGCAGCUGCAAGAGGUGGCAGCCCAACUGCAGACAGUGUACGCUGGCGAGAAUGCUGAUGCCAUCGCCACCAAGGAGCAGGAGGUCAUGCGCUCCUGGAAGGAACUGCUGAGCUCAUGUGAAGACUGCCGGUUGCAGGUCACCACCACAGCUGAUAAAAUCCGCUUUCUCAACUUGGUGCGGGACCUCAUUUCCUGGAUGGACACCAUCCUCUGCCAGAUCGGGGCUGGCGAGAAGCCCAGGGACGUGUCCACUGUGGAAGGGCUGAUAAACGACCACCAAGGCCUGAAGAGCGAAAUCGAGGCUCGCAGCAAGGCCAUCUCUGCCUGUGUGGACCUGGGCAAGACCCUGGUGCUGAACAGAAGCGCAGCUGGCGAGGAAAUCAAACUCCACCUGGAGAAGCUGAUGGCCAAGAAGAAAGAAAUGGUUGACAAGUGGGACCAGCACUGGGAGUGGCUGCAGCAAAUGCUGGAGGUGCACCAGUUUGCUCAGGAGGCAGUUGUGGCAGAUGCCUGGCUCACGGCCCAGGAGCCCCUGCUGAGGAGCCGGGAGCUGGGAAACAGCGUGGAUGAGGUGGAGCAGCUCAUCCGGCGCCACGAGGCCUUCCGGAAAGCCGCUGCAUCUUGGGAGGAGCGCUUCAGCUCCCUAAGACGUCUCACCACCAUCGAGAAGCUGAAGGCAGAGCAGAGCAAGCAGCCCCCCACCCCCCUUUUGGGCCGAAGGAUCUUCCCAGACCCUGCUGAGCUGAACAGCAAGGGCGCCUCCCUCCUGUGCCAGCCGCUGUUCGAGAAGGACCUCUUGCGAGGUCGAACAGAGCCCCAUGCGCUGCUCAAUAGAGUGGAGCCGGGGACCCCAGAGCCUGUGGAGGCCAAGGUGGCCUACGUCCGGCAGGAGCUGAAACCAGAACGGUUGAGGCCCAAGAUUGACCACCUUCCGGAGGGCCUGGGGGCUGUGGUAGAAGUCAAAGCCCAGGAGAAAGCAAGUGAGGCCACCGCUGCAGUCGAGGAAGCCCUCAGACCAGGCCCCCCGAGCCCAGCUCCCGGGACUUUGCUAGAACAGGUGGAGGCCAAGGUAAGCCACCUGGAGACGCGUCUUGACAGACCCCAGGAGCGGCGCUCGCUGGAGCGGCAUGAAUCUGGUGAGCAGGAAGCACCCCGGCAGGAGCAAGCAGAGCGCAGGAGGGAGAGGCGGGACCGGCGGGCAGAGCGGCGGGAGUCCAGCGAGCAGGAGGCACCACAUGUGGACCCCAAAGGAGGCGGCAAAGCAACCCUGGCUGACAUCGUGGAGCAGCUUCAGGAGAAGGAAUCUGGAGUGCUGGCCCCUGCCACUCCCCGGGAAAAAGAGUCCCCUGCACGCUUGCUCAACGGCCUCGACGUGCUCCCGGAGAGGACGCCGCGCCCAGACAGACCCCGUGCCCGCGACAGACCCAAGCCUCGCCGGAGGCCCCGUCCCAAAGACCCCAACGCGCCACCAGGUGAAGCCCGUCGGUCACGCUCUGCCCCCGCCCAGAGCAGUGCCCCACCGCCACCACCCCCGACACACACCACCCAGCAGGAGGGCUACCUUCUCCGCAAGCUCGAGCUGCAGAGGCCAAACAAGAAAGCUGCCAACAGAUCUUGGAUCAACCUUUACUGCGUCCUCAGCAAAGGGGAACUGGGCUUCUACAAGGAUUCCAAGGGCCGGGAAUCUGGAAGCACCCACAGCAACGAGCCUCUGCUGAGCCUGCACAGCACCACUGCCGAAGUGGCCAGUGACUACAAGAAGAAAAAGAACGUGCUCAAAAUCAAGACUAAUGAUGGGGUUGAGUUCCUCCUGCAAGCCAAGGAUGAGGAAGACAUGAAGACCUGGCUUGAGGCGCUAACUUUUUCCAUUGCGGAGCAUGCCGAGAUCGCCCGCUGGAGCCAGGCGCUGCUCACCACCUCCUCCACCGAUGAAGGCAUCCCCAAACGGGACACUGACCGAAGGGCCAGCACCUCUGGCAGGAAGAAAUGAGACAGCCAUCCCCCACUCCCCCAAUGUUGGGAGGGACAAUCAAGGCAUCUGUGCCUGCAGGCUUGCCAACAUCUUGGUGUGUAGAAAGGACGCGAGAGGACGCAAGGCUGCCCAGCAGGAACCCUGAUGCUGCUAAGAAGGGGGGGGGGCAAAGGGGUGGCAUGACUUCACUGAAACUGGUGCCUGGGAGAAGACGCUGGACCUGUGCAGUUGGGACGCACCUGGGAAGUGCAGAAAGAACUUCUUCCCUGUCUCUUCUGUCCGCCAGGAGCUGAGAGAGCAAUCGGCCUGGGGACCAAGAGUCUUUCUUUCCCUUGAAGGGCAGCGGGAGAGCAGGUGCCCUGUGGGCUCCACAUUUAUUUCCAACUGUGUCCUGGUGGCUGGACAGGAGGAUUCAGUCCACGGGGUUCCUUUUGCUCCUCUGGGUCUGUGGAAUUACUGCAGCUCCCCAGAGGGGUCCCUGUCAGCUGACCAGCCCUAGGGUCUGGACAGUGGGAGGGGAAGCCAAGUGAUGGAACAGGGGGCCUCAGGGGCUUCUGCUGUCUUUGCAAUCCUGAGGAGCUGCUUGGAGGAACCUCGCAGGACACCUCUUGUCUUCCUUCCAGCUUCACGUCUCCCAGAAAUGGUGCUACUGUGGGUGCAAAGGACAGUGCUUGGCUGGGUUUGGAGGGCUUGCUGUAGAUCCCUCUUGGUGCACAUGUCUCCUCAUCCCAUCUGUCUGCAUUCAGGCUCCCGAGGGUUACUUUGGUCGAAUGGAGUUACUCAGAAGAAUAUUGGCACGCACACGUGCCUUGGAGGAAAUUGCCAGGAAAGGGGAGAAAAAGAUUGGCUCCUCACCUCGCUUGGCUGCCUGGCUCCGCUGCUGCCUCUCACUGGGGUUGGAGAGAACAUUCCCUGGGCCUUUGCGCUCCCCAGUUAACUGCCUUUGGACCCCCUUCCAAGAUUUGUUUGGAUGCCCUGCUGGGCAAAUCUUGAGGAUGAUCCUCACAAAUAUGGCCUGAUGGGGUUGAGGAGCAGGUGCACUUUCGACCGACCCUUUAGCCAGUAUUUCCAGUCUGCUGCUUUGUUUGCCAGCUGCAACUGAGCCCCACAUUGUGGAC
This is a messenger RNA of Candoia aspera, 8797 nucleotides long. It is a transcript of the gene SPTBN4, whose product is annotated as spectrin beta, non-erythrocytic 4. The transcript has 36 exons. The coding region runs from base 78 to 7697 and encodes 2539 amino acids. Gene Ontology annotation, biological process: central nervous system projection neuron axonogenesis; actin cytoskeleton organization. Lineage: Eukaryota; Metazoa; Chordata; Lepidosauria; Squamata; Candoiidae. Gene Ontology annotation, molecular function: phospholipid binding; actin filament binding; structural constituent of cytoskeleton. Gene Ontology annotation, cellular component: cell projection; cortical actin cytoskeleton; cell junction. The record is from RefSeq and is a predicted model, not a curated record.